Conger conger (European conger) is the source of this 1152-nucleotide messenger RNA. It is a transcript of the gene emx2, whose product is annotated as empty spiracles homeobox 2. The transcript is spliced from 3 exons. Gene Ontology annotation, molecular function: DNA-binding transcription factor activity, RNA polymerase II-specific; DNA binding. Gene Ontology annotation, biological process: brain development; regulation of DNA-templated transcription; central nervous system development. The coding region runs from base 187 to 930 and encodes 247 amino acids. Lineage: Eukaryota; Metazoa; Chordata; Actinopteri; Anguilliformes; Congridae. The record is from RefSeq and is a predicted model, not a curated record.
CUGAUCACAUGCAUGGAUUGCCUGGACUAGGUGACCACCUCUGUAGAGAUUUGUUGUUUUUUCUUCAUCUUCUUUCUUCACAACUUAAUCAUCGCAGACAAACUUUCAUCUUCAGAGUGGAGUAUUUCUUAGCGAGAACGCUUGCGCCUGUUUGAUUUGAGCUGGAGGGAUCUUGACUGGUAAACCAUGUUUCAACCGACACCGAAGAGGUGUUUCACCAUAGAAUCGUUGGUAGCGAAGGAUAAUCCCCUGCCAGCGUCGAGGUCCGAGGAGCCAAUUCGACCGGCAGCUCUCAGCUAUGCAAACUCCAGCCAGAUGAACCCAUUUCUGAACGGCUUCCACUCCAGCGGCAGGGGCGUCUACUCUAAUCCGGACUUGGUAUUCGCCGAGGCAGUUUCGCACCCUCAAAACUCCGCUGUCCCGGUUCAUCCCGUCCCCCCACCGCACGCGCUGGCUGCUCACCCGCUUUCGUCCCCUCAUAGUCCGCACCCACUGUUCGCUAGCCAGCAACGGGACCCUUCAACUUUCUACCCUUGGCUAAUACAUAGAUAUAGGUAUUUGGGUCAUAGAUUCCAAGGCAAUGAGACAAGCCCGGAAAGCUUUCUUUUACACAAUGCACUGGCGAGAAAGCCCAAAAGAAUUCGGACAGCGUUCUCUCCCUCGCAACUACUGCGGCUUGAACACGCUUUCGAAAAAAAUCACUACGUCGUUGGUGCCGAAAGAAAGCAACUCGCGCACAGCCUUAGCCUCACAGAAACUCAGGUAAAAGUUUGGUUUCAGAACCGAAGAACGAAAUUCAAACGGCAGAAGCUGGAGGAGGAGGGCUCGGACUCGCAGCAGAAGAAGAAGGGCACGCAUCACAUAAACCGGUGGAGGCUCGCGACGAAGCAAGGCAGUCCGGAGGAAAUUGACGUCACUUCAGACGAUUAAAAAACUCAUUUUCUGAGCCUGGGACAGUGCGUGGAGGAUGAUACGGAUAAAGACUGCUUAUGUAGCAGAACGAGAGGGUAAAGACAAUGUCAAAAUUCGCUUCUUUGGACAUCGGCAGCUGAGGGUGAGAGAGGUCCGAUUGGUGGCAAUACUGUCACACAAACAUGGAACUGUCAAUCCAUUUCAGAGUUCCGAGGCGAGGGGAUUGACAGGUAUCACAUG